AUGUAUUUGCCAAUCUCAGGUGCUCAAGGUCGUUGGAGCUUGGACUUCUUUGAGGAGACCUGUCCGCCAGCGGGUUCCCCCGAGGCCUCGCUUUUCUCGGUCUACCGCGCGCCCGAACCGCAGCGACGCUUCCGCUACGCGCAUGUCGCCGCGCAUGGCACGGAGGAGGAGGGCGGCUUCGGGUUGGGCUUGGAGACCUGUGCCGAGCGGCUCCUGUUGGAGUUCCACGACUUCGCGCGGCGGAAGCGGAGGGCGGAAGGAGAUGGUGGAGAUGGCUUUGCUUACUACUUGUGGGGCGUCGUGCUGCGGCAGGUGGAGGGGCAGUUUGAAGGCUUCAACUUGGGUAGUGCAGUGGAUGAGGACCUGGCGGAUGAGCAAACGUGGAAGGAGCUGAGACGGAUUCAGGAGGCAGGGCAAUGGGGCGAGUUUGAGCAGGCGCAACUCUUCAUUGGAUGCAGGGAUGCUUUGACUCCUUGUCACUAUGACUUGCUCCACAACGCCUACGUCCAGGUGAAAGGUUGGAAGCGGUUCCUCCUCAUCGACCCACGCUACUCCUAUGGCUUGUACCCCUUUCCCCAGGGGCACCCCAUGGACCGGUGCGCUCGUGCCGAUCUGGAGCAUCCAGACUACCAGCGCUUCCCAAGGCUUUCAGAGGUCCAGGUGGUGGAGGCGGUGUUGGGACCCGGCGAUGUGCUCAUCUUGCCCUGUGGCUGGUAUCAUCACGUCCAGUCCUUGACCGAAGAUUCCCUCUCUGUAAGCUUCUGGUUCUCCCGCGCUUCUCCAAGCGCGCGGGACCUGGAUGGACCGCGCGCCGGCUCCGUGCUGUCGUCCUUGGAGCGGAUCUUGCUGGCGCGGGAGGUGGAAGCCUUGCUGCUGCUCUUGUGGGGAGCUUCUGGGCUGGCGAAGGCCUUCCAAACGCUCCGGUCUCUUUGGGAGUUUCCGGCGGAGAUGGACCCGGAGAUGGCCUUGACCUGCGCCUACCUGGUCUGGCGCCUCCGCCGGGCCUUAGGUCGGCUGGAUGAAACCGUGUGGGAUCGCUGGGUGCCAUGUCCCGAAGCCUUCCACCCGGAGCACGACAUUUGGAGAGCCCGGGCCGCCACCUUGGAGGCCCUCCGUACGCCUGCACCCGACGCGGCCACAGUGGAGGCGGCCACGGCGGGGCUACCUGAGGAGGAGGUGGCCUCCUUUUGGCGCGACUUCGUGCCGGAGGCCCAAAAGUCUCGGGGCGACUGGCCCACGUUGUGGUCGCGGUCCCAGGCAAUCGCAGCGCGCUUCGGCCGCAAGAGCUUGGCCGUCUACGAGCGCAUGGUGGGGCGCUAUGUGCUGUUGCUGCGGAGCAGCGUGACGAAUGAGAUCAUCCGUGACGUGGGAUUAGACACGCUGAUGGGAAAUUGGCGCUUGCACCUGCUCUUCCAUGACGCCAUUCUGGAAGGCAAGGCGGCCUAUGUUGAGACCUUGAAGUCUCCUCAGUCCUUAGUGGAGCGGGCCAAGCGCAUGGACGACGCGCGGCUCUUGGACCUCAUCGGUUUGUUGCGGCCGGACGACCUGCGCUUCGAGGACCUGAAGUUCCGCUACGUCCGGGACUUGAAGCAACGCCCCGACCGGCGUGGCUUCAUCACCAACGUCCUCGAGAUGGACAAGGGUGGUUUCUAUUCGAUGCUGAAGUUCCUUUUGGCGCAGCAGCCCUUGACCCCCUUGUGGCUGCCCAAGGCGCGGCUCUUGGACUCAGGUGCCUGGGCGGUGGAAGGUUACGAGGAGCAAAAGAAAGCACCUGGAAACCCGCUGACAGAGCCCAUGUUGAAAUGA
Messenger RNA from Durusdinium trenchii, 1806 nucleotides. NCBI's taxonomy places the organism in Eukaryota, Dinophyceae, Suessiales, Symbiodiniaceae. The record is from the annotation of a GenBank genome assembly.